GAAAGAGACCUUAGAUACCAUUUAACCAACCUCCUAAUUUCACAGAGGAGGAAACUGAGGCCAAGAAGGGCAGAGUGACUUGACCAAGAUCAUGUAGCUGUUACUAACAGAAUCAAGAUUUAAGCCUCAGCAUUACAAAACCUUACUACAAAGAAUAGUGACUCCUGUCAUUUUACCUAUUUUACCAUGAUAAUGCUUCUCAUUCAAGAAUCUGCAGAUGCUCUGGAAUUGUGGAGGAGUGGUAGCUGUGAAGUGAGUCCAGAAGUGUUGGUGCUUUGGAAGAGGAAAGAGGCUGGCUCCAGGACUCUUCUCUAAUGAGGUGCCGAGCAGGAGUGGAUCACAGCCAGGUAGAGAGAUGGCCACGCACGGUCCCCUUGCUGAGCUGGCAGGAAUGACAUCAAAAGAGAGCUCCAAGUCCUUCCAGGGCUCAAGCGCACCUUUAACUAACUCCACAGGCAAGGAUACCCCUCGGUGGUGGUACAAGAGGAGGAGCCGGCGGCACCAAAGGUUCAUGGUCCACAAAGCCCUUCUAGAGAAGCGAGGGGUGCUAAGUGUACCCCCGGAGUCCGAGAAUCCCCUCCAGGUGACCAGACCUGAGGGCCUGGAGGACACAGAGGCCAGCAAGUAUGGUGUGCAGCAGGAUGCCCUUGGCUCACCUGGCCCCCAGCCCAGAAGAAAGCAGCUUCAGAAGAUGGAGCCCAACAAGGGGACUGCCUCUGGCCAUGCUAUGCCCAACAAGUGUGUGGCUAUUGACUGUGAGAUGGUGGGCACCGGCCCUGGGGGGCGGGUGAGCGAGCUGGCCCGCUGCUCUGUAGUGAGUUACCACGGGGACGUUCUGUAUGACAAAUACAUCCGCCCCGAGACUCCCAUUGUGGAUUACCGCACCCGUUGGAGCGGCAUCACCCGACAGCAUAUGCAGAAUGCCAUCCCCUUCAGGGUGGCCCAGAAAGAGAUCCUUAAGCUGCUGAAGGGCAAGUUGGUGGUGGGCCACGCGCUCCAUAACGACUUCCGGGCCCUCAAGUACUUCCAUCCCCGGAGACAAACUCGGGACACUCUUUCUGUCCCGAGCCUGAUCAACCAGACAGGUUUCCCUGUCCGAGCUCAGUCCUCUUCUCUCAAGAACUUGGCCCUCCAGCUUCUGAACAAAAGAAUCCAGGUUGGCCAGCAUGGGCAUUCAUCUGUGGAAGAUGCCACCACUGCUAUGGAGCUCUACCGACUGGUCGAGGCACAGUGGGAACAAAAGGAGGCCAGCAGCCACCCCUCCAGCCUUGAGGACAACCUUCAGGACAGCGGCACAGACACUGAGCACUACAUGGAAGACCAGUACUGGCUAGAAGAUCAGACUGAAGGCUGUAAAUGAUCUCCAAGGGUGGGAAGAGCAUGAGCUUCUGUGGGUAACCCAGUAAAAAUCGGCCUUGUGA
Molecule: messenger RNA, 1421 nt
Organism: Monodelphis domestica (gray short-tailed opossum)
Lineage: Eukaryota; Metazoa; Chordata; Mammalia; Didelphimorphia; Didelphidae
Source: RefSeq, a predicted model, not a curated record